UAGGUGGUGCUGUGCGCCUCUCUGGGGCAAGUGCACUGACCUCACCUGGUCCAACCACGCCCACGUGAGCCCUGCACGUGUUCCAGAUGGUGCAUGGUAUUGGGAUCAGAAUAUUGGCAAAUAUCUAAAACAAAAUGAAGAAGGUUAUUACAGCAGAGCAGAUAUCGGAGUGGUUCACGUCUGAAACCACAUUUGCCAAUAUCAAACUUACAGAUGAAGUUACUGGAGGAAAACUGCAAGCAAAAGAAAACUGUGAGAAGCAGUCCAAGACCCCAGAGACAGCCCCCAGAGAUUGUCCUACAGAUGGUGAUAAAGAGACUACAGCAACCUCACAAAAAGAGGUGCAAAGUUCCCCCAGAAAAGAGCCCCAGAAAAUUAGCAGGCCACCUACAUUGACCAGCUAUGAGUACCCCAGCCUGCCUGUCACCAAAAACAGACAGAAGCUUAUAUCCCUCAUAGAAAACAGUUCUGUGCUGAUCAUUCAAGGGGCCACAGGUAGCGGUAAAACCACCCAGGUGCCACAGUACAUUUUGGACCACUACAACGAGAAGAAUACCCCAUGCAACAUUGUAGUCACUCAGCCUCGGAAAAUUGGGGCCACAAGCAUUGCCCGAUGGGUGGCUUCACAGAGGAAGUGCACCUUAGGCAGUCUAGUUGGAUAUCAGGUGGGACUAGAGAAGAUGGCCACAGAGCACACUCGUCUGAUCUACAUGACCACUGGAGUGCUGCUCCAAAAGCUGGUUAGAGCAAAGUGUCUGACUGAGUACACCCACAUCUUUGUGGACGAGGUUCACGAGCGCACUGAGGAAAUGGACUUUCUCCUUCUGGUUUUGAGAAAACUCCUCCACUCAAACUCUCGUUAUGUAAAGAUCAUCCUCAUGUCUGCCACUAUCAACUGCAAACAGUUUGCUGAAUACUUUGGCACCCCAGUCCGUGGCAAAAUGAACCCCGCCUGUGUGUUUGAAGUGGAGGGUGCUCCAUAUGCUAUUGAUGAGUUUUAUUUGGAAGACCUCUACCGCCUGUUUCCUUAUAGAAGUGGCCUCUCUCUCAUCACUGAUCCUUUCAUUUCUGUGGAGAUGUACAACAUCGCUAUCAGUCUCAUUCAGAGUUUUGAUGAAGUGGAGGGUAAAGAUUGCAGUCAAGUGGAUUCCAGAGGAACCUCUACAGAGCGAGGCAGCGUGCUGGUUUUUCUCCCUGGAUUUUAUGAGAUAUGUUACAUGCAGGAGGCCUUGUCAAAGUUUGUCCAUAAAAGGCUUCAGGUGUAUCCACUCCACUCCACUGUGACCCUGGAGGAACAGAAUGGGGUGUUUUUGUCCCCUGUACCUGGAUACAGGAAGGUCAUCCUGUCUACAAAUAUCGCAGAGAGUUCAGUCACAGUUCCAGAUGUCAAAUAUGUUAUUGACUUCUGCCUGGCACGUCACCUGGUUUGUGAUCCAGAAACUAAUUAUCAGUCCUUGCAACUAACUUGGGCCUCCAAAACCAACUGUAAUCAGAGAAAAGGCAGAGCUGGCCGAGUGUCAAAAGGAUUCUGCUAUCGCCUGGUGACCCGCGAGUUCUGGAAAAAUGAGAUUCCUGAUUACAUGACUCCAGAGAUAUUGGUUGCCCCCUUGGCCACUAUAUUGUUGAAGGUGAAGCUCCUGGACAUGGGUGAUCCCCGCUCAGUUCUGUCCACAGCUCUCUUGCCCCCAAACCACGACAACAUCGUGAGGACUGUACUGCAGCUUAAGGAGAUGGGAGCACUGUCAACCACCAGUGAGACGUGCUGUCAGAAUGAAGAUGGGGAGCUGACCUUUUUGGGCCGAGUACUGGCUCACCUACCUGUGGACCUGUACCUGGGAAAACUGAUCGUCCUGGGACAUGUCUUUGGAUGUCUGGAAGAAUGUCUCAUCAUCGCUGCCUCACAUUCUAUGAAAAGCUUUUUUGCCAUACCGUCCAUGCAACAACUCGCUGGCCACAGGAGCAAGUUGACUUUUGCACGUGGCACAUUAAGUGAUUCCAUUGCAUUUGUUAACGCCUUCAAGGCCUGGUAUACAGCCAAAAAGAAAGGACAACUCAGACACCCAAAGGAUGAAUUGGACUGGGGAAAGGAGAACUUCAUACAAAUCAAAAGAAUCAGAGAGGUGGCAGAGCUGUUUGAAGAUCUAAAGCAACGUGUGUCACAGUUCAACAUGCACAUCCCUGAGAGCAGCCAGUCCCUGGACUACACCAGCACACACCAGCAGAGGUUCAUUCUACAGGUGGUCAUUGCUGGAGCAUACUACCCCAACUACUUUGUUCAGGGGGAAAUUGAUGAAGACCUUGCUUCAAGAGAGCUGAGUGGCUUUAGCCCCAAAACAACUGUAAUGAUAAGGAAUCUUCCACCAUACAGUUUUCUCUACUACAAGCAGCUGCAGUCCCUCUUUCGCCUGUGUGGCCUAGUCAAAGCCAUUUCCUUUGACAACUCCAGGGCGUAUGUAGAGUUCACCAGGCAUCCCCAGGACUCCGGAGUGCUGCCUGACGUGUCCCUGGCGCUCCUCCUGUGCCAGCAGAGUUCUCCCCUUGAGCUGUCGGUAUACCCUCUUGACCAGAUCGAAAUGUGUGCUGGGCAAAGGAAUAUCACUCACCUCAAAUAUGGACGGGUCAGUGUGGACUUCCAGACUCAAAGCGUGUCCCCAGUGGGGCUCAUAAGUGGUGAAAUGGACCCUGAUAAACUUCCUUCAAACUACAUGUUUGUUGUCAGCAUCACUGAGGUGGUGGAGGUGGGUCACUUCUGGGGGUUCCGUACAGAUGAAGAGAGCCUGGAGAAGCAGCGUCGCAUGACUUCAGAGAUAAACCGCCGUCCUCUCCAGCCAGUUUCCAUGUCUCUCUACUCCAACCUUAUUUGCCUGGCUCCGUACUCUGAGGUCAACGACCAGAGUACAGAGUCUACAUAUUACCGUGCCAAGAUCUUGCACAUCCGUGGAAACACUACAGAGGUGUUCUUCCUAGACUUUGGAAACACAUCGAUGGUUCCUUGCAGAAGUCUCAGGGAGUUGCCCCCUGACCUUCUGUCUGAACCAUUUCAGGCCCAAGAGUUUCAGAUCAUGGGAAUGCGCCCCUCAGCCCAGUCCAUGAUUCAAGGCAAUCCAUGGAGCAGCAGAUCCUGGGAUCGCUUUGUCACUUUGGUGAAGGGCCAUUCCUUAAUUGUGUCACUCUACUCCAUCCUCCAUGGAGUGAUGAGAGUUGAGCUGCUCCUCAGCACGGACACCUUACAGUCCAGUAUCAGAGACAUUCUGGUGCAGGAAGGACAUGCUGAGAAGGCUGAAGAGAGCUUUGAGUCCAAGCUAAAUCACGAGGUGAUGAUGUCUGUGUAUAAAGACAUGGAGGAUGGAACUUAUGUGGGCAACUCCAUGAGUACAUCAUGGCAAGAGCGCAAACAAGAGGAUCAGGAAACGAUUAACAGUCUCCUGGAACACUUCAGCAAAGCCCAUCUGAAUUUCUCGAAGACAAAGGUACAUUUGCAUGGACCAUAUAGCCCCAAUAAGAUCUUUUACAGCAGCCUAAACCACAAGACUUUGUACAAGAGGGUUACUAUUGAGAGGAACAGCAUGAACUCCUUGGCUAUAAAUGAAAAUCCUCACUACAAACACCAGAGGAUGCUGGUUGCUGGAGCAGUGUCUGUCAACUCCACUGGUACUCUUAUUCUUCUGAGAGAAACCACUUUGAUGCCAGACAUCCCUGGUCUGCCUGCCCUCAUCACUAUGCUCUUCACUCCCAUCAUGGAGCUUCGGACCAACGAGGAGCGCACUGCAUACACUGGGGCUCUGUGUGGCCUGGGAUGGGACAAUGACACACAGGACGGCAUCCUCCCAGAACGUGACAUCGAGUUGGCCUUUGAUGUCAAGUUUGAUGUGGAAGAUAUCACAGAAAUCAAUGCUCUCCGGCUGGCAAUAAAUCACCUGGUGUGUGAGGGGCCGAGUGGGACACUUCACCUAAGCCCUGACCGGACAGCUCAGCUCCAAGAUGACUGCAGGGAGCAACUGAUCAGACUAUUCAGUAAAUACCCAGGACGAGAGCAAACCCCUCCAGUGCAUUACAGCCUGAAGGAAAAAUGGAAUCAGGUGGAUCCAUCUCUCAAAAUGGAUAUAGUCCAACCAGGGUCUAAAAAAUCCAGAGGAGUCUUGUUCCAGCUUCAUCCUGUUACACUGUUGAACACCUGAAAGUUUUCAUACUAAAUUUGGAAGAUGUUUGUUGUUUCUAGUUUUGUGUUUUGCUAACUUUAUUUUGUAGUUCUUAAAUAUAUAAUUUAUAGUUUUAUAAUGGAGUAAUUUAAAUAUUUCAUCGUUUCCUGUUGAGCUCAUAUAAAAAUGCCUGCUGGUGAUGAGCAUCUUAUUAAAAGUUGGUUCUAAUUGUU
Messenger RNA from Boleophthalmus pectinirostris (great blue-spotted mudskipper), 4372 nucleotides. RefSeq names its product tudor domain containing 9 (gene tdrd9). The record is from RefSeq and is a predicted model, not a curated record. Gene Ontology annotation, cellular component: intracellular anatomical structure. Gene Ontology annotation, molecular function: ATP binding; RNA binding. Lineage: Eukaryota; Metazoa; Chordata; Actinopteri; Gobiiformes; Gobiidae. The transcript is spliced from 35 exons. Bases 135 to 4178 code for a protein of 1347 amino acids.